AUGGGACUGGUGCUUCGAGCUCUGUCGGUUUAUCAAGCUUUUGGAACCAAAAGGUACUUUACUUCAAACUAUCUUGAAGACACUAAAGUAGCAGCCGUUGGACCUGCACAAAACCACAAUCUACUUCAACAAGGUCGUUACCCGGCAUUGGUGCGACCAACCACGAUCGUUUUUAUUACAACACAAGAACCACCUCCAAAAAUGACUUUGGCAACCGAGUUUGCUGAGACCACUCGUCGUUCAGCAUCGAGUGCUGAGAUGAGAAAGCGUGUUUUGCAUUUAUACAGAAAGUACAUGAGAUAUUCAAGGGAAAUGUCUAAUAUUUACGAAUUGGACAUGCCAGUUUCCAAUGUUAAGACCAAAAUUAGACAAGAGUUCGAGAGACAAAGAUUUGUAAAGGACUUAGAAAUAUCCAAUGUGUUGUAUAUGAAAGGUCAGAUGGAAUUUCAGGAGUUGAUCAACUUUUGGAAGCAACAAUGUCAUGUCAUGAAGUACUUUGAAAACCAAGGUGACACUCAAUUUGGAGACAAAAACGACUUUGUCAAGAAUUUCUUAAGGGGAAACUAA
Messenger RNA from Meyerozyma guilliermondii ATCC 6260, 567 nucleotides. RefSeq lists its product as uncharacterized. The record is from RefSeq and is a predicted model, not a curated record. The transcript has a single exon. Gene Ontology annotation, biological process: response to oxidative stress. NCBI's taxonomy places the organism in Eukaryota, Fungi, Ascomycota, Pichiomycetes, Serinales, Debaryomycetaceae. The coding region runs from base 1 to 567 and encodes 188 amino acids.